Molecule: messenger RNA, 2043 nt
Organism: Paramecium sonneborni
Lineage: Eukaryota; Ciliophora; Oligohymenophorea; Peniculida; Parameciidae
Source: the annotation of a GenBank genome assembly
AUGUAGUAACCAAAUAUUGAAGAAAAAUAAGAAAUAAAUGCAGAUGGCAGUCCUAGUUUAUAAUCUCAAAAGAAUGAAUCAAACAAUAAAUACUUCACAACUAAAUGUAAAUGGAUAUCUUUCAGUGUUUCAUUCUUUGUGUUAGCAGGUAUUGGAAUCUUCUUAGGAAUAUAUCUGAGUCGAACCAAUAGUUCUGCUCCAACACUCAAAAAAUUUUAAAGAGAUGAAUUCGAAUAAGUUGAUGAAAUUUGUAUGUACCAUACAUCCGAAAGAUUUUCAAAUUGUACUUAAAUUCAAAUUAAAACAAAAAGAUUGGUUGAAGAUGUUAAUGAAAAAAAUGGCUCAAGUAUAGUGAUGCUGACAGACUUGAAAGUUCAAACCUUCACUUAGAAUUUUGAUGGAAUUAGAGAAUAUAACGAAAUGAUUGAUUAUUCUACAGAAAUAUAAUAAGAACUUUAGAAAUAAUUUAGGAUACUAUAAAAAAAUGAAUCAACAUAAAAUGAUUUAUGUGAAGGAAUUUCAAGAGAAGAAUGUGGGGAUAUUAAUUAGAUACCAUUAGUCACAGUAGUUACUGAUUCACAUACAGGAGCUAUUUAGUCUAUAGGAAUACCAACUGGAAUUUCAGAUCUAAUUCUUUAACCUUUAGUCUCUAAUAUUAUACAUAUUGCACCUAACUUAGCUGAAUCUAUCAAUAAUGAAGGAAUUGAUGGAACUAAUGGGAAUAGACUUUUAGAAGAAGAUAUUUACUAUAUUGGUAAUUAAGCAUUUACUCCUAAGACAAUUAAAACAAAAUCAUGGUUUGGUAGUACUGUAAUAAAAAAGUCAAUAGCUUAAUCUGAUUAAAUUGAUGGUAAUUCAAAAGGAAUCAAUUUAUUUGAUAUGUUUGAAUAAUCGUAGGAAACAAGUUUAGACAAUAAUAAUUACUUGGUAUCUUCGCAUAUAACAACGAAUUCUCAAUUUAGUAAUUCUGUGAAAAAUAAUGAUAUAAAUUAGGAUACUGAUGAUUUAAGCGAUAAAUCAAAAACAGAAAUAACAAAUGACUCAAAUUUAAUUACUGUAGAAACCAAGUCAGAUGAAGAGUUAACAAAUCUCCUUUCUGAAAUUUAAAAGAGAUAAACACUUCAAUUUUAUUCAAUGUAGGAUUUAUAAAAUAAAAUCUCAGGUUAAGAAGAUUUAACACAAGAUUCUACUUAAAAUUAAGAUUAAUUGGGAGGUAAUCGAUUACUAAAUGAAAAUGGAGAUGUUCAAUCAAAUUCUGAGACUGACUUUGAAGAAUAAGAAGGUGAAUGUCUUUCUAACAUUUUCAAUUAAAAAAGAACUCUUAAAGAAGUAUCUGUACUGAAAUAAAAAGUUGGAUUAUAAGCAGAAUUUUAAGGAGAAAUAAAAGAAGGAAAUGUUUCGGGAUAUUUGAGAUCUUGUGUUUCACUUAAUGGUGCUUGUUUAGUUGAUUUAUACAGGAGAGAUUUUUAGUAUGAAGGAAAACCCUUAAAAACCUUCGAAAUGAAAGGAAGUCAAUCAAAGAGCAUUUUUAGCACUGUCAUCUUAAUAAUGGGUUAUCCUUUAACUGUAGGAGCAGAUUAUAAUUAUAAAUGGGGUUAUAUAGAAUCUGCUAUCAAAACUGAAAGUGAUUUAGGUAUUUCUGAAUAAAUUUAUGCAUCUUUGAGUGUAACAGCCUAUGGAGAAAUGAAUAUAAUUGUAAUUAGAAUAAGAGCAGGAGUUUCAGGAGAAGUGUUCAAUGGAUCUGCUCAUGGGGUUGCAUAAUUUAGAAUUAAUUAAAUAGAUAACACAAUCAUUCCCGAUAAAUAUAUGAUAUAUUUAGAUUUUUAAAUUGAGGCUUUGAAAUUUGAUCUUUACGCCAUAUAUUAACAUCCAACAAUAAGUUGGGGAAGAAGAUGUUUCAGAAUUUUUCGAAAAAAAAUUUGCAUUUAUUAUCCAUAAUUUGGUUGGUCUAGUUGGAAAGAUGUUUAUAGAAAAGCUUUCUAGUUGGCUAAGUUAUAGGCAAGUAAAAGAAUCUUUUAACUCACAUCUAAGUGUUAUGAUUGA